GAGUACACACAGCAUUGCCAGCGGCGGUGUGUUGCAGAGCGCCCCUGGGACCAUGAGGCGAGUGAGGCAAACCGCCAACGCGGUGGCGAAUCCAAUCGGCCGGGCAUUAGCGGGGAAGUCGUGUCCGUACAACCGUCUUGUGGAAUCAAAAACAACGGAGAGAGGGGCAGCAGCUGCUUGGCGCAGAGAUCUACAUCGUCCGCCGCCGUUGCCCAGGGGUGGUGGGCUCGGCGAGAGCUCGCGUCUCCUGUCUGCACAAUACCGUGUGCGGCCUUUACCGCUGCGUUCAUCCCAGCAGCACGGCGCAUUUGGCUCCGAGGAAAUGAAACGGAACAAAAUUUCCGCCGCAGCGGCGGCGGGAUUAUCUCCUACCAGUUGCAACCCGCAGCGACACCUAGCCGGUACCGCGUGGGGAAGAACCAGCAGAGGCCUUUCCGAUGCGGGAAGAGGGGAUGCGGAAGCCGGAAAGUCUGCCGACGGAGCACCACCAAGAGGGGGAGGGAAAAACGACGGGGGCUCCGUAGGGAGCGGGGGGGGUAAUACCUCGGGAAUGAUAAAAGAGCGAGGGUGGGCGGCCGCGGCGGCGACAGGCGGGGACUCCGCGGCAAGGCGGGCUGGCAACGGAGGAAGAGGGGCCGGGGCGACGGGCGGGGGAUCUGCCGACGGGGGCUCCGCAGGAUCUGGAGCAGCAGGGGUUGUGGGGGAUCUGCCGUAUCAGGUUUCAGAGCUCUACGCCGAAAUGGAGCGUAAUUUAAUGUCCAGGAUGCACGCGCAGGACAAGAACCGAUUUCGUGCUGUGGGCCUCUCCAGCCUGCUUAUCUUGAUCUGGGUACUGAGCAUGUUCGGGACGGAGAUCAGGCGGUAUUUCGCGAGCCAGACGGCGGAGGUGGCAAGAGAAACCCUGAAAGUCGAAGCACUGCAGGUGCAGACGCAAGAGCUGGCAACUGCGUUGGUACAGGCCCUUCUUAACGACCAGGAGGUGGUGAGAGCCGGCGCUCUCUUUCUGAGGGAGGCAUCUGCAAACUCGGAGACUCAGGCGGCCUUGGUUAGCCUCGCCCUGUACGUCCUGCAGCACCCCGAUACCCGAGCGGAAACCAAAGUGCUGGCGAAGAAGCUUGUCAAGGCUAUCCUAGAUGAUCCGGACACAGUGUUACAGGUGACGGAUAUGGCCCUGAAGGUUAUCAGAAAUCCGCAGUUCCGACAAGGCGCAUCGGAGCUCGUCGUAGCUCUCGGACAAAGCGAAGAGGUGUAUGGUGCCGUGGUCGAUCUUGCCUCGAGGGUCAUACAGGACCCCCAGGUGCAGGCUACCCUCAGCACGGUCCUGUCUGCUUCCUCCCGUGAGGUUCUGCAAGACCAGGUCGUCUUCGACCACUCGAAGGUCUUCGUGGCUCAGGUCAUGGGGGACGAUGCGGUUCAGCGUAGUGGCGGCGAUGCGCUAUGGAGCAGCGUGCAGUACGCACUCCAGACCAGGCUCUUCAAGGCUACCGGUAUCUGUCUCCUAGCCGCAGGGUCUGCGGUCCUGCUUUCGGGAAGGGGGGGCGGCGGGCGCGACGGGGGUUGGGGGUGGCGCGAUAGUGGUUGGGGAGCGGGGGGGGGCAGCGUCGACGGGGGCGGCAAAUAACGACGGCAGUACCAAGCGAGUCAGCGGCACCAAGAGCACGUCGAGUAGUUGUGAUUUCUGGUAGACCGUGCAGUCCACACCGACAGGAGGUUUGCCGCGUUGUGGCCUCACUUCUUUUUCGCGGCACCGUCGUUUGAACCCCUUGCAGGCCUGACACGGGUCACAUUUCAAGAAGGAAUCCCCAAUGAAAUCGAAGCUUUAUUGAAUUAUGGAGUCCUUCGUUAGCUUCGGCUAGUCUUUGCGUAGAAGGCUUCGUUUCACAGGGGUAUAUCCCCCGGCGUCGGAGAUGUGGCGUCCGAGAACCUAGUAUUCCACCCAUCAGCGGCGCCGGGAAGCAGGUAGAAACCCUUCCAGGGAUCCGUGCCAGUUCAAGGAAAUGGCUGCAUUCCAUCGUCGGAUGAGCGGUUUGCGUAGGAUUCAACUCGCAAGGAACACGCCUAUUUGCAAGGCUCAGCGCCUUGGCGUGUCUGAACGAUUUUCCACCAGGCGAUCGCCAUCGUCGUGGCGCUGGUAAAACUCAGUCUCUUUCGCCAUUUCCAGUUUUGCUUCUAAAAUGUCAAUUUUGCUACUUCAGGU
Ectocarpus sp. CCAP 1310/34 is the source of this 2197-nucleotide messenger RNA. The record is from the annotation of a GenBank genome assembly. NCBI's taxonomy places the organism in Eukaryota, Phaeophyceae, Ectocarpales, Ectocarpaceae.